Molecule: messenger RNA, 1809 nt
Organism: Panicum virgatum (switchgrass)
Lineage: Eukaryota; Viridiplantae; Streptophyta; Magnoliopsida; Poales; Poaceae
Exons: 4
Coding region: 152-1672 (506 amino acids)
Molecular function (GO): nucleic acid binding
Source: RefSeq, a predicted model, not a curated record
GGCCGCAAAAUUUUUUCUAAAAUCCGCUGGUGCGCGCUCGCAACAUUCCGCUAGCGCUUUUUUUUCCGUUCUUAUUUAAAGGCCCGGCCGCUAGGACUCUUCGUUCAGUCGCUUGAGCUUCCUUCUCCAAUUCAAGCCGUGUAUCGCACACAUGGACGGCGACCUGAACGAGCCUGCAGUGGAGGAAGCCGAGGGGCUCGACCUCAACGCUGUUGUACUGGAGGAAGCACAUGGGCUCGACCUCAACCAGCCUAUUAUGGUGGAUGACAACGACAAUGGCUUUGAUUUGAACCUUCCAUUGGAUGAAUAUGGUGCGGUUGAUUUCAGUUUUCUACAGAAUCUCGCUGAAUCUGCUGUUGAGGCUCCCAUUCAAGCAAACCACCGAAGGAAAGAGAUGACAGAGGAACUCAGGAAACAAGUUUAUCAAGCUUUGUUGGCUAGAAGCAAGAAUGGAAAACUAGGCAAGCAAGAUACUGCAAGUGUUGCCGAUCAGUUUGGCCUCCACAUCCGAACAGUUCAACGUUUAUGGAAGCGAGGUAAAAUUCAACUUGCAAACUCUGUCCCAGUUGUGGUUUCUAGUCUAAAGAAGGGUAGAGUUGGCCGUAAGGCAAUCCCUGUUGAUUUAGAACCAUUGCGCAACAUUCCUCUAAAGGAAAGAAUGACCAUAGAGGAUGUGUGCAACCAAUUACACUUGAGCAAAUGGAGGAUUCAAAGGUAUUUGAAAAAAGGUUUUCUUAGGCACCACUCUAGUAGCAUCAAACCAUAUCUCACUCAAGCUAACAAAAAGUCUAGGUUAAAGUGGUGUGUUGAUAUGAUAGAGAGAGAAUUGCUUGCUGAUCCAAGGUUUAAGGAUUUUUAUGACUUUGUGAUCAUUGAUGAAAAAUGGUUCUACCUCCAUCAAAAAUCAGAAAAAUAUUAUUUGCUACCUGAAGAAGAUGAUCCCAAUCGGACUUGUAAGAACAAGAAUUACAUCCCUAGGCUCAUGUUCUUGUGUGUUUGUGCUCGGCCAAGGUUUAGGGAUGGGGAGUGCAUUUUUAAUGGUAAGCUUGGUUGUUUUCCUCUUGUCACUUAUGAGCCGGCUGUAAGGGGGAAUCAAAGAACCGGCCGUGUCUGUGGAGAAUUGGUUAUGAAGCCCAUUACAUCGAUCACAAGAGAUGUCAUUAGGGACUUCAUGAUCAAUAAGGUGUUGCCGGCUAUUAGAGCCAAAUGGCCAAGGGAAGAUGUGGGCAAAUCGAUAUUCAUUCAACAGGAUAAUGCGCCUUCUCAUCUAAAGCUGGAUGAUCCGGUGUUUUGUGAGGCUGCUAAGCAAGAUGGCUUCGAUAUUCGACUAAUCUGUCAACCACCUAAUUCUCCGGAUUUCAACAUUCUAGACUUGGGUUUUUUCCGAGCAAUUCAAGCUAUUCAAUACAAGAAAAAUGCUAAAACAUUAGAAGCCCUAGUUCCAACAGUGCAAGAGGCAUUCAUGGAGUAUUGUCCGUACAAAGCAAAUAGAAUUUUUGUAACUCUUCAGACUGUUUUGAAGGAAUCCAUCAAGGUUAAAGGAAACAACAAUUACAAAAUUCCUCACAUGCAAAAACAAAGACUUGAGAGAGAAGAACGGCUGCCAUUGCAAAUCAAUUGCGAAGCAUCCUUGCUAGAUGAAGCUCUCGCUAGUCUUGCUGCAUCAAACUAGACAAAAUACUUUAGUAGGAGCAAUUGCAAACUAGAAGGUGCAUCUUUGUUUGAAUGAAUGGGACAUGUAAUCUUACUGUUUGUUCUUUGCAUCUUCCAUUUGCUUGUCCAACUUAAUCAAAACAUGGUCAGGCACAA